Molecule: messenger RNA, 1634 nt
Organism: Drosophila eugracilis
Lineage: Eukaryota; Metazoa; Arthropoda; Insecta; Diptera; Drosophilidae
Gene: Inx7
Product: innexin inx7
Exons: 3
Coding region: 187-1521 (444 amino acids)
Biological process (GO): phototransduction
Cellular component (GO): gap junction; plasma membrane
Molecular function (GO): gap junction channel activity
Source: RefSeq, a predicted model, not a curated record
CCUUGCAGUUACGAGGAGCUAGCCGCGGCAAGCGGAUCGCACAAAUCCAUCCGACUCUAGACUCCAGCCCCCUUGUAAUCGCCACAUAGCCAAAACCAUCGUAACCAUCGUAAGAAAGCCAAACGAUCGUGAUAUCGGAACGGGGCCAGAAGCAAACCCAUAACCGUAGAUAACGGAGGCGCUACAAUGCUGAAUACCUUCAGUUCAGUGAGGCAGUACCUCAAGUUUGAUCUCACUCGGGUGGUCAUCGAUAACAUAGUGUUCAAGCUGCACUAUCGAUGGACCUUCGUGAUGCUCCUGGUGGCCACGCUGCUGAUUACGUCGCGUCAGUAUAUCGGUGAGCACAUCCAGUGUCUAUCCGAUGCCGUCAUUGCCCCGGUCAUCAACACCUUCUGCUUCUUCACGCCCACCUUCACAGUGGUACGUGAUCAAAACCACACCACCUACAGACCGGGAGGUGAGCCGCCGGGAAUAGGACAUUAUGAUCCUGAAAAGGACCAGAUCAAGCGGCAUGCCUACUACCAGUGGGUGCCCUUCGUCCUGUUCUUCCAGGCGCUCUGCUUCUACGUGCCCCACUUCCUCUGGAAGAAAUGGGAGGGCGGCAGGAUCAAGGCCCUGGUCUUCGGACUCAAAAUGGUGGGUCUAACCAGGUACCUGAAGAACGACAGUCUGCGGAUCGGCAAGCUGAACAUUCCCUCCAUGGCCGAGGCCGAGGAGCGCGUCAAGGAUAUUCGUAGGACAAUGAUAGACAGGAUGCGGUUGAACCAGUCGUGGGGUGCCCACUUGGUCUUCGCAGAGGUGCUCAAUCUGGUGAACCUGCUGCUGCAGAUUACGUGGACAAAUAGGUUUUUGGGCGGACAGUUCCUAACCCUGGGACCGAAGGCUCUUAAGAAUCGGUGGUCCGACGAGAUGAGCAUUCUGGACUUGGUCUUCCCCAAGGUGACCAAGUGCAAGUUCCACAAAUUUGGUGACUCGGGCUCCAUUCAGGUUCACGAUACCCUCUGUGUGAUGGCACUGAACAUCAUGAACGAGAAGAUUUAUACCAUCUUGUGGUUCUGGUACUCCUUCCUUUUGGUUGUUACCGUUCUGGGACUGGUUUGGAGAAUCUUCACCCUGUGCUUCUACAGAAACGUCACCUUCACCCGCUGGUCCCUGUACUGGGCAAAGCCUGGCCAACUGGACGAGAAGGAACUAUCGGCUGUGAUCGACAAGUGCAACUUCUCCAACUGGAUGUUCCUGUUCUUCCUGCGCUCCAAUCUCUCGGAGUUCCUAUUCAAGAAGGUCAUCUAUCACCUGGCCAGCGAGUUCCCCAAUCCUGAUCACGACAACGACAUCAACGCCUAUCGAGAGGCACCGUCAACGCCCUCAAAGUCCCGGUAUCCGGACAUCAAUAGUCUGGAUACGGUGGAUGCCCCCCUUUUACACCUCCGACAUCCUGCCACGCCCCCGGCGGGUGGUGCCACGGCCCCCAACGACUACCAAGGGCCAACGACUUCGGAGCUAGCCAAGCUACCUGUUUAAUUUAUGCAUUUCAAUUAACGCUAGGCAAUUAAUUAUUUGAGCUUUGUCUUGUUUACACCUGUUUUUUUUUUAUAUGAUCAUUUCAUUUUAAAUAUAUUUUUAUUUUUAAGAGA